AGUCUGGACUGAAAUCACUGUUAACUUCCCUCCCCCCCGGACCAGUUUGAAAAAGAUUUCGCCUUUGCAGUUGUCGUGGGUAAAAAUACAACAAAAAAUCAGCUCUAGUUUUAUCCAGUGAAACAUCCCUCGGGCAGCCAUGGGGCUCACCAUCUCGUCCAUCUUCGGGCGGCUGUUUGGGAAGAAACAGAUGAGGAUUUUGAUGGUCGGACUUGAUGCUGCUGGAAAAACGACGAUCCUGUACAAACUGAAGCUCGGUGAAAUUGUGACCACUAUCCCAACCAUAGGUUUCAACGUGGAGACGGUAGAAUAUAAAAACAUCAGCUUCACGGUUUGGGAUGUGGGCGGCCAGGACAAGAUCAGACCUCUCUGGAGGCAUUACUUCCAGAACACGCAGGGUCUCAUCUUUGUAGUGGACAGUAACGACAGAGAAAGAGUCACCGAGUCUGCAGAGGAGCUCACCAAAAUGCUUCAAGAAGACGAGCUGAGAGACGCCGUUUUGCUGGUGUUUGCCAAUAAGCAGGACCUUCCGAACGCCUUAUCGGUCAGCGAGCUGGCGGACAGACUCGGCUUGCACGGCCUUCGCAGCAGAACCUGGCACAUCGAGUCCACCUGCGCCACCCAGGGCACCGGGCUGUAUGAAGGACUGGACUGGCUGUCCAAAGAGCUGUCGAAGAGCUAAAGAAGGACGGGCUAGACGGCAGAGGGAGGCUGGUCAACACGGGACGUGAGCGAAGACCCAAACAUUCAAUCCAGAACCGCUUUGUCUUUUAGCACCAAUGUUUACAAAAAGAACCAGGCUGUUGGGACAGCUAACUCAGCUAUAACGACCUCUGUUUUUGCUUUCCAGUACAAUUUCUUUCUUUCUUUUUUUUUUUUUUUGCAUAGUCGCUCCUUUUGCACUCUUGCGUUUUCACUUCCUGAUGGUGAGUAGUUUUAUUUUUUUAGAGAUUUCAGUGAAAGAAAUGUCUUCAGAAUUUUGGGCAUUUUGGUAAAGGUCGACUCCCGCAAGCUGUUAAUCACCAUUUCCCUCUGUUGUUGUUUAAUUUCUGAAUAGUUUUCUAUUUUACUUCGCUCCUCUUUUGUAGGUCUGUGGCUUGAUGAUUAAGUGAUUUGCUAAUAGUAAACCACAGUUGCUCAUUGCCUUAUUGCAUGAAGUAAAGCUCCUCUUUGUGACGCAUCUAUGUCUUUUUUUGCUUUUUUGCAAGACAAAGUUAUGUAAUUCUCUGCUUUGUGCUGCAUUAUACGCUUUGUUGCAGCAGAACCACGCCACUGUGAGCAUAGAUGGAUAUCUUGCAGAUUGACUUCCUCAUGAAUCCGGAUUUCACCGUGUUCAAUUAUGUGUGAAGUUGUUUUUUUGCAUGCUUUGUUUUUUUCUUUUUAAAACCAGCAAAGUUUUUCUGUCCUCGAACAGAAAGUAGCUUCAGCCAAAAAGAGGAAGGAAGUGUUUUCUCAGUGUUAACACAGGACCUGGGACAUUGCAACGCUGUGAAGUCCCACUUUAUUUCCCCCCUCUGUUUUUUUUUUUUUAUUUUUUCUAUUCAGCAACAUGUAAUGUUGACUUUAAUGUACUGUGUACCAAACACUGUAAUGUACUCUGCUUUCUCUUUAAUAAAACAACAUACUGGCCUAUCGGUUUAUCUUAGUGUACAUUCCAGCUUUGAGAUAUUUAUCUGUCUUUACAAAAAAAGCUCUGAAUAAAGCCACUGUUACACUAA
Molecule: messenger RNA, 1718 nt
Organism: Fundulus heteroclitus (mummichog)
Lineage: Eukaryota; Metazoa; Chordata; Actinopteri; Cyprinodontiformes; Fundulidae
Product: ADP-ribosylation factor 5
Exons: 6
Coding region: 140-682 (180 amino acids)
Biological process (GO): intracellular protein transport; vesicle-mediated transport
Cellular component (GO): plasma membrane; cytoplasm
Molecular function (GO): GTPase activity; GTP binding
Source: RefSeq, a predicted model, not a curated record